UGUUAGUCCGUUGGUCACCCUUACACAUUCUCCCCGCAGAAGUCUUAUGCACCAUCUGUAAAUGUAAAAUGGCAGGUUUCGUAUUUAUUGAUAAAUAAACUAAAAAUUGACUUUUGAUUCAUACGUGCGAGAAUUAGAAUCUAAAAAUAUGUGAUGGUAGAAGGAACACAUGGCGAGCAAGGAAGUAUCUGUACAACCUCAGCAUUUUGUGGAAGAAAUAGAUUAUCAUGAAAUACAGACAUUAGAGGUUGUUGGGAAAGGCUCAUUCGGUAUUGUGUGGAAGGGAAUAUGGAGGGGAAUAUAUGUUGCUGUAAAGCACAUAGACUCUGAAGCAGAAAAGAAAGCAUUUGCUGUUGAAGUGCGACAACUUUCAAGAGUCAGUCAUCCAAAUAUUGUAAAAUUAUAUGGCGCUUGUACUCAAAACCCUGUAUGUUUGGUUAUGGAGUAUGCUGAAGGCGGGUCCCUUUAUAAUGUGCUUCAUUGCCGACCUCAACCAGUGUAUACUGCUGGACAUGCCAUGAGUUGGGCACUGCAAUGUGCUAAAGGUGUUGCAUAUCUCCAUAACAUGAAACCAAAAGCCUUAAUACAUCGGGAUUUGAAGCCACCCAAUCUUCUCUUGAUAAUGGGAGGAAAGGUGCUGAAAAUCUGUGAUUUUGGAACAGCCUGUGAUCAGAAAACGUAUAUGACCAAUAACAAGGGCAGUGCUGCAUGGAUGGCUCCUGAAGUUUUUGAAGGUUCUAACUAUACCGAGAAAUGUGAUAUCUUUAGUUGGGGCAUCAUCUUGUGGGAAGUGUUGAGUCGUCGAAAACCAUUUGAUGAGAUUGGUGGCUCUGCUUAUCGUAUCAUGUGGGCUGUUCAUACAGGGGAGAGACCUCCUCUUAUUCAGGGCUGUCCGCCACCUAUUGAGAGACUCAUGACACGGUGUUGGGAUAAAGACCCAUCAAAUCGACCUACCAUGGAAGAAGCAGUUCAGGUGAUGAAUCGUCUCUUCACAUACUUCACAGGCUAUGAUGAGCCUGUGCAAUAUACAAAUGAUGCUUCUACAGAUGAAAGUGAAGGUGAUGAUACUAUAGGAUCACAAAGUGAAUUUCCAUCCAGCCCUGAACUGUCACGGACGCAGUUAGCUGUUGGCAUGAAUGGGUCAGUUGGAGUCUUGCGACCAGAUCUGCCAUCUUCCGUGCCUGUGGGCAAGCUGCCAUCCCCUAUUGCUGUUGAGGUGAACCCUUGGGAUACUGAAAAAUCAUCGGAUGAAGAGGAUUUGGAAGAUGAGAACUGCCCUCCAAUGGUGUCUGGGGACCUUGUUCAGAAUGUAAUUGUCCAAAGGCAGAAUGUUCAUUGGACCGAACCACCGGGUGUAAAGUCCUGUAAACAUCACAUUCCUAGCCAAGCGAUUUCAUUUAAUGACAGCUUGGAAGCUUUAAUGUACUGUUCCACUUGCGGUGACACCGGCUGUACGGUCCCCCUUGGCAGCAAGCCCACACAUGAGUCAGUGGCAGCAAAAACUCUGGGGAGAGGGCUAGCUAGUGGAGGCACGGCCGCUGCCGCUACUGGCAUUCAUGAUUCCCAGAAGCUGCGUCCCCGCUCGUUAGACUUUGCAGCUGUUGUGUUUCAAGGAAUAGGUGAUGAGCCAUCCGCAUUUGAAGAUGUUCAUUACUUGCUGUCUGCGGCGGCUCCUGAGGCGGCGCCAGCAGGCAGCAGGAGGAGCGCGAGCCAGCUGGGGGGCGGCGGCGGAUUUCGGCCGACGCACGUAGCACGCGGCGUGCGGAGGGCUGGCGUGCGGGCGCGCGCACGAGCCGACGACGGCGGCGGCGGCGACGGGGGCCGUCACGACGGCCGCGACCACCCCGACCACCAUGGGCGACAUCGCCGUCACGUGCUGUCACAGUUGGACGCUGCUCCAGACAGCAGCAGUGGGACGGCACAAGAGGAGCUGGACAAUGUGUAUCUUGUUCUGGAUCCACAACUUCACCCUGUGUCCCCUGACACCUCGUGUCAGGAGAGCGUGCGCAUAUUUGAACAACAUAAACAGGAGUUCCUGAAGGUCCAGACGGAGAUCGCCUACCUGUCACGCUACAUGGGGAAACUCGCAGAGCGCCUCAACAUUGAGGAGGGCCUCUCGCAGUUGGACCAGCAGGACACAGAGAGGCAUCAAGAAGAGCUGCACAAGCUGGAGGCGGAAAAGGACAGUCUGCUUGCCCUGAAACACAACCUGCAGCGGCAGUUGGAGCUGCUGAGAGGGCAGCGCCAGGCCCCGACCUCGAGCGGUGGAGCUGGUGGAAACCAUCGCCCCAUGUCAGGAGGCAACAGGGGCGGCAGGGAUGGGGAAUUAAUAUUCCUUGAUUUUAACCUCAGUUAUUUUGUCUGUGCAAUUGUUUCUCAAAUACAUUUUUGUCAUUUAAAAGAAUUCCCACAUGUUUGCAUAAAGCAUUUCAGUUUAUACUCUUGUAUUUUUAAAAUUUUAUGA
Messenger RNA from Gryllus bimaculatus (two-spotted cricket), 2464 nucleotides. The record is from the annotation of a GenBank genome assembly. NCBI's taxonomy places the organism in Eukaryota, Metazoa, Arthropoda, Insecta, Orthoptera, Gryllidae.